UUGACAAUCGAUCCGCACGACAUUUGUGCACUAGUGCUCACUCCAGCACGGGAGCUUGCAAUACAAAUCGCUGAUCAAUUUGCACCGCUCGGAACUCCAAUUGGUUUGAAAAUUGCGAUUGUGAUGGGAGGCAAGGAUCGCGUAGCGCAGGGAAAUUGUUUAAUGAGGUCUGUGCCGCGAUAA
Messenger RNA from Gongylonema pulchrum, 183 nucleotides. The record is from the annotation of a GenBank genome assembly. Lineage: Eukaryota; Metazoa; Nematoda; Chromadorea; Rhabditida; Gongylonematidae.